UUUUGAGCUUGAAAUACUGCACUUCGGUGUGUGAAUUCGGGAAACAUUUUUGUGUUAUUUUCCAAGUUAAAAUGAGUUUAGACUUUAGCAGACAAGAUACCCAAAGUGGCGCAGGGCCUGGCUUUGUAGGCAUUCGUUUCUGUCAGGAAUGCAAUAAUAUGCUCUACCCAAAAGAAGACAAAGAGAAUAAGGUCCUACUGUAUGCGUGUCGGAACUGCGACUAUCAACAAGAGGCCGAUAACAACUGUGUUUAUGUCAACAAAAUCACCCAUGAAGUAGAUGAGUUAACUCAGAUUGUAGCUGAGGUUGUAGCAGACCCUACUCUUCCACGCACUGAGGACCAUCCGUGCCCUCGCUGCAGAAAUAAAGAGUCUGUUUUCUUCCAGUCCCAGACAAACAGAGCAGAGGAAGGGAUGAGGCUAUACUACGUGUGCACAUCACCAAACUGUGGUCAUCGAUGGACAGAAUGAAUGAACGACGCUCUAUCAAUAAAACUUUCAAGUUUCUAAUACACCCAUUUAAACAGUCUGAAAUUAUCCAUGGAACACUAGUGAGGUUUGCAAUGUCCAAGAGGUCAUGACCUCUGCUGACUGAUCUUAGCAACGGCACCUCCGGCAGUGAGAAUGUUUCAACCAACAUGUGUGCAAACUGAAGACCGAGACACAUUUUGGAUGGCAUGACCGAUGGCAUUGUUUUGUUUACUCUGUUAAAUUAGAUGAACUACAUGUUAAGCUGGUAGAAUUGUUCCGAACAAACUGUUGAAACUGAUGCAUUAUUUUACUGGGAUUUACAGUGGAAAGGAAGAAUUCCUCUAAUUUAAGUUUGUUUUCUCUAUAACUUGUAAAAAGGCACUUGUACAUUCCUUCUGAUGUAGUUGUUCAAAUACAAGAACACGACAUUUAGAUCUUCUGCAAGUCACACUUUAAGAUUGUUUUUCUCAAAUUUAGGAAUCAAAGUCUGUAGUCAGGAAAGUGCUAGGCAGAACACAAGUGCUUAGCAAAAGUUAGAGGAAACCAUUUACAAACACUUUGUAUCACUUUGCAGUUUGUUUUUUUUCAGCUGGUGAGGAGGGCCCAUUUUAACAGACCUGCUAAAGCAGAAAAUCUUGCUCAGAGCAUAAACAAGCAGAAUAACGGUCACCAACAUGAAUGGUAGUGACUCUAGUACUAUUACCAUUAAGCACAAUUGCUUUGCACUUUGUUGAUAUUUUGUAGGAACAGCUAUUUGAAGUUGGGCUGCUAUUCGCACUUUAGCAAAACUUUACUUUGAUUUAGAUUUGAUGAUAAUGUAGCUCUUUGUAUCACAAACCUGCUUGUUUUUUUAAUUAACUUGGGUUUGUUUACCAAUCACACUUUCCAAAGUUUAAACCUCGCUGGGAAAUGCAGACGAGAGUGAUGUAUAUAACUGGUUUGAAAGAUGAAUUUUGUAUAAUAAAACCCAGCAUGCAUUGUUUACAACAAAAUAAAAUAUCAAACAUGAUAAUA
Asterias rubens (European starfish) is the source of this 1484-nucleotide messenger RNA. RefSeq names its product DNA-directed RNA polymerase II subunit RPB9-like. The transcript has 5 exons. Gene Ontology annotation, cellular component: RNA polymerase II, core complex. NCBI's taxonomy places the organism in Eukaryota, Metazoa, Echinodermata, Asteroidea, Forcipulatida, Asteriidae. Gene Ontology annotation, molecular function: nucleic acid binding; zinc ion binding; DNA-directed RNA polymerase activity. The coding region runs from base 72 to 470 and encodes 132 amino acids. The record is from RefSeq and is a predicted model, not a curated record. Gene Ontology annotation, biological process: maintenance of transcriptional fidelity during transcription elongation by RNA polymerase II; transcription-coupled nucleotide-excision repair; transcription initiation at RNA polymerase II promoter.